UAUUAUUAAAUUAAUUAUAACAAGGUUUGUUCGAUCAGUACAAUACACACACACAUACGCCGAGUAAGUAAAGUGAGAGAAAAAGGAAAAGAUCUCUCUAAACACCGUACGCCAAUUGGAACUCCACACUAGGAUGUGUCAUAAAAUCGAAAAGCAACGAACGUGAAGGAUACGCGAUGCGAAUGACAUUGCGAUUCGUGACAAUUCCACUUUUGGCAUCCUGGCAUCGUCGAGACGAACGGAAGUGUCUUUUUUCAUUUGCUCGCACGUUUUCACCGCGGACACGUGAUCGAGGAUUGCUCUGAUCAGAUCAGAUGGAUGUAAAAUGCGUAUCCCGCACGACGUAACCUCAAACCGAUGGAACAUGAGGGAUCAGGUUUGACGACGGCGGCGAUGACAUCGCUUUACGUCGCUUCCUCGGGAGAGGGAUUCAUCCGUGAACGCGCGCGUGAACUCCUCGCGAGUUCCGCAAGGUCCUUCCGCAUUGCAGGCGUCCGUUGACACGAUACGCCAAUGCACUGUACCACGAAAUACUCGUGUGUAUGCAUGUAAACGCGCGCGGCAUGGCUGCAUACGCGCGCGCGCGUACCGCCCGUUUUCUGGCCCGUAUUUACAAUCGCGUAGCAUAUCGGAGUCGCCACCAUGCACGCGCGCGCGCGCUCAGCGCCUGCGUACAUCUUGUUUACAACUGCGGAGCUCACCGUACACAUGACCUUUACAAGAUAGACACGAUCGUCUGUCGGCUGACUAGGCGUGAACUCGCGCACGGCUCGGCAAGGAGAGAGAAAAAGAGACGUCGCGCGAGCGUGCUGCGUCGUGGCGAGCCAUCACCUUUUGCUGGAAUACAUCCGGUAGCCACGUUCACCGUGAUCGCCAGACACCGCGAGUUUACGCGCCGUCAAGUCGCGUCGUAUUGCGCAUCGCAUCGCAUUCAAUCACCUCGCGGCCAGGAGAGUGCGACGAACGACGUGAUCCGUCGGUCGCUCGGCUCGCGCCUAAUUACGAUACGCUCGAACGUGUGACGCGGUGUUUGUCGCGCGCACGCGCCCCCGUCUAUGAAGGGGGAACGCAUCCCUGACAAGUGCGAAACGAGGGUUACCGCGUGCGCGAGAUACGGCGGAGGAAGGCGGCGGUGAGAGUGACCGUGUUCGUCACCUUGGUCGAAACGAUUCGAGAGUGACUGUGAGCCUCGUGUAAUUUUUUCACGUGUCGAAAUACGCGAACGAAACCAAGAGCGAGAUUGUCGCGUAAUUGGUGCGUUGAGAGAUUAAAUGUGCCCGCUUGCGAGUGUCUCGCUUGGAUUCGAGAAGGAGAGCAGCUGCGAACAAGUAGGAAGAGUGGAAGUUGGUCUCGACGGACGGAGCUGAGGUGUGCGGGAAGAGCCACGAGAAACAGUGCGACGCGUUUCCUCGCAUCGACCUGGAAUGCCGCCGUCGCUUCGUCGCCGUCACGAUUGUUUUGACGUCGUGUGCUGCCUUUAUUGCGCAUGAAAAAAAUUGCGUUGCCCUUGGCAGUAGCCUAUUUAUUCGAGAGCAGCGCGUCCGUCGUGGGUGCCGUGUCGUGCCGUGUCGCGUCGUGUCGUGCGUACGUGCACGAGUGCGUGCCAUGCUGUACCGUGCCGUGCCGUGCCGUGCUGUGCCCUGCCGAGCAGAAGCGAUUCGAUAAGGGGCGAAUUUCGGCCAGCCGCCCACCUGCAAGCCACCGUCAUCCGUUCGCUCGUUCCGUCCGCCGCGCCGUACACGUUUUCCGCGAAAGUCGGGGACGGGACGCGCGCGCUCACGACUCCAAGAGGGAGGGAGAGAAAAAUAAAGAGAAUACGCCUUGCCGUGCGAAUCCCCCUGCCCCACUGCUAUCCCUCUUUCAUCCUUCUCUCUUUCUCUCCACGUCUUCCUGUUUGUGAACCGCGUAUACGUGUACGCCUCGCGUGUGUUGCGUCUCCGUCAUUCUGGUUGGCAGUACGCUCGUGCGUCUGCUGUCUCUGUUUUUCGCGCGUGCUUUUGCGCGCGCACGUGUGGUACGUAUACAUUAAUGUGCACGCAUAUGUAACGCGCGCGCACUCAUGUAUAUACACGUCACCAUCGUGGACAGUGCAGUAAAUCGUGUUAUUCGGAGCGAUAAACAGGUGCACGCGAGGCUUGUUGGUUAGUUUGUUUGUUCGUUUGUUCGUUUACUCGUUCGCUCGCUCACACACACACACUCAGACGAUAGUACGUCGUGCGAGCCGCUCGUGUAGCUGCCGACGGACGUUGCCGUUGCGUCGCGCAAAUUAUUCGCGCGUGGAAUGCGCGAGCAGUGGUGGUCUUGUCUGAGCCAUUAAGAGGCUCGGAUAGUGCGCGGGCAGCUCUUUCGGCGCGCCCUGAAACGCAAAGCAAGAUCGGUGGCGGGCGAAAUUAGACGAAACCGCGUGACAGGUGGAUUCGAGGCGUGUCGAGACAUAAAGAAAGAGAAAAAGUGAGGAAAGAGAGAGAGGGAGGGAGAGGGUGAGAGAGGGCGGGAAGGAGGGAACGAAGCGAGAGUGAGAGAGCGCCGUCGCGACAUCUCGGAGUCAUCGGGCGCGUUCAGUGGGAUCUUCCCCUACUACUGGUUUGGACACGGCGUGAAGGAAAGGAAGCAGGAGAUAGAUCGCGAGUGUCGUCGUUCUCGUGUCGCUCGGUGCGAUCAUCGUGGCUACUGCGUCGCUAUCGCGAAUCCACCUAACCUACGAGGAGAAGGUGGACGUCCGCGUGCUCGGUGCAUGAGCGCGCCGAGUGCCGCCGCGAAGGGAAGGGGCGGCGGAGCGGGACGACGGCACGCACACAUUGCCCGCCCGACGCAACACAUUCUCGGCCGCGAACGCUACUGAGUGCACAUGCACCGGCGGUGGUGGUGCCGCCACCGCCACCGCUGCUGUUGCUACUGUUACUUGUGCGCAUCGUCGUCGCUUAUUUACGUCCCGAAACGUGCUCUCGUCGUGCGGAGGCGCACUCGCGAAGGCCACUCUUGACAUCGUUCUCCGUCGCGACUGUCAAUGCGCCGCGUGUUUGCGCGCGCGUGCAAAGAGUGUCGUUGGCGACGUUGGCCGCGACGGCGGCGAGGAACGACGACGACGACAACAACAACAUCGACGACGACGACGACGACAACAUCGAUUACGAAAACGUCGAGGGAAUUAGUGGUAGUAAACGCGAGCUGGAACGCGAUUCGCUGACACAUUGACGGCGGUUGCGUCGCGAGAACGCUGCAUUGCGUUAUAUCGCGUCACGUUGCGCUGUUAUGUUUGCAAACGUGCACGACGACACCAUAGUCCCGUAACGACGGGGCACGCUGCUGUCGCUAUCACCGACGGCCGUUAAUCGGCAGAGCCAACUAGAGAGAGAAAGAGAGAGUGAGUGAGUGGAGUGAGAGAGAGAGAGAGAGAGAGGAAGAAAGAAAGAAGGAAGGAGAGGAAGAGAGCGAGACAAGCUCCAACAAGCGCGAAUCUACUCGAGCGUAGCCGAGCGAGCGCGCGCGUGCUCUUGCUUGCUUGCUGGCUCGCUCGCUCGCUCGCUCGCUCGCUCGCUCACACGCUCGCAGGGAUUUUCUCGUAUUUCUCCCGCCACGAUGAACUUCCGUGCUCCGUUGCGCGUCGUGCGGUCUCUCCGCGCCGAGGAGGACGAGACGCACGUGUGACGACGCGCACUCUCGUCAGUCAAAUUGUAAAAGUGCAGCCAACACUCGCAUGCUUGAGGGGAAAGGGCGUGAAAGUGAGCAGUGGUGAGUGAGCACGAGCGAGAAACGACCGUGGUCUGGAAAGAAAUACCAUGUGAAUCACGCGUCAAGGGCCCUCACGUUGUCGCGUAUUGUGCGCGCGUACUCGAUCGUAGACUCCUUCGUGACCGUCUCGCGAUCUCGUCAUCGCCGACAAUGUCCUCGAGUAAGGGCCCGACGUCGCCGUCGAGCGGACCCGUGGUCCUCUGCGGCCAUCUGAAGAAGCUCAAGACCCUGAAGAAAAAGUUCUUUGUGCUGCGCGGCGAGGCGCCUGGCUGCCUCGCCUGUCUCGAAUACUACGACACCAAGAAGAAAUUUGACAACAAACAGCUGCCGAAACGCAGUAUACUGUUGCACAGCUGCUUCAACAUCAACAAGCGCGGCGACACCAAGCACAAACACGUGAUUGCGCUCUACACCAAGGACGAGUGCUUCUGCCUGAUCCUCGAGAGUGAGAAGGACCUGGACGACUGGCUGAAGGCAAUGCUGCGACUCCAGAGCGGGGACGUGCCCGACGGUGAACAACCGCGUCCUACAUUUGAGCACGUGUGGCAAGUUACGAUGCAGAGAAAGGGGCUGGGGGCACGAAAGAACAUUCAUGGACCCUACAGAUUAUGCCUCACCGAUCAAACCUUGAGUUUAGUGAAGAUUGGAGCACAGGAUAAUUCCGACUCUAUCGAAUUUUCUCUAAAUUACAUCAGACGAUGUGGAUUCGCGGAUGAUAUAUUUUACAUAGAAGUCGGCCGAUCCGCCGUAACGGGGGACGGUGAAUUUUGGAUGGCAGUCGAAGACAACAAUAUCGCGCUUAACAUGUACGACGUGAUAACGACUGCGAUGAGGAAUUCCAAGAGCAACAAGGAUGAAGUGGGACCUCGUCAGAGGAUGCGCAGUUCCUCGGCGAACGAAGCCAGCAAGCCGAUAUCCGUUCUCCAACGACGACACACCGGUCAAAAGCUUCACGGGUUCUCGCCCCUGGAGGAACAGAAGACACACAAGGAACAAGUGGAACCAUUGCAAGAACAGACCGUUACUUCCUCUGCUCCCACACAGUGUAGUCAAUCUCGGAGUACCUCCUCCGCCAAUACAGUCACGGGUGCGACCGGGCGCGACCGAUGCGACAGUUUGCCAUCGAGGGCUCGUACUACCAGCGAGGGACAACCAACCGCGGUUAUAUUGAGCCAUUCUAGAGGUACUCAUAUCAUGUCUCAUGUACCACGACCGCAUUCCAUGUGUGGACGAGGCCUUUCCCCGCCGAUCGCGUCAAUGCCCAUCAGCCCCGCUUCCGACGUUUGCUCGUCGGACUCGGCCGGAUCGUCACCCUCGAUGGACGACUGCGGUGAUAACAUCAUGGAGGAAGGCACUGUUUCGAGAUACGGACAUUCCUUGACGCCCGAUGAACCCGUGAUCUUGGACAAGAAGGGUGACGACUAUGCUCUCUGGUCGACGUCGCAUCCGCAUCUGAAAUACUCGCUAAACUUUAAAUCUCAUUCGCCCUCUCAGAGUUCCUACGGUGAAAUGUACAGUCCCUGCGGCUCGAGUCCUGGCCGCGGUGGCGCGUACAUGCCUAUGAGCCCAGGGACGACGGUUCACUCGCAUUCUCGAGGCUCGUCUCUCGUGGAAGAAAGCAACGUGGACGGUUAUGUACCGAUGGCACCGGUUGGAGAUGACGGUUACGUCGAUAUGGAUCCUGUAAAUAGUCACAACGGCCACUUCCCGGACGACAUAUCGCAGAACGACGGUAGCAGUUGUUCCGUUACCUCCGGUACACCUAGCACGGAUCUGCGAUUUUCCGAGUAUCAUCUGGACAAGGUGACCAGUUUCCUCGCACCUGGAGAGGAUCUGCAAGCCAGGCCGACUAGAGCUUACUCGGUCGGAUCCAGACCGGAACAGGCAAACAGGCAUCGUAAAAAUAGAUUGGACAUCACUCCGCAAGACUCCAAUAGAGUACGAGCUUUUUCCGUGGGCAGUCGUUCAAAGAGGCCCGAGAUCGGAAGGCUGGCUGGCGUGAUCACCGCGCCACUACCAGUCGGUUCGGACAGCUCAAACUCGAACAAGUCAAACUCCGCGCCGUUAUUGUCGAGCUCGUGGGGACACAACUCGGGCUGUUCCGGUGCGUCCGAUCGCAUGGAGGAUCUCAUGGAACUGGAUUUCACAAGGCCCAGUAUUCCAACCACUCUCUCCUCGCCUCCGUCAUCUUGUUCCCAGUCUCAGUCGCAGUCGCAAUCGUAUUCUACUGCCACCGAUACUAGUUCCUACGUCGACAUGUCGCCCGGACAGCCUCCCGUAUCGACCACUGCCCCAUACGUCGAUAUGAGUGGCAUAAAUAAGAUCAAUCGCAAUAACAAUAACAAUACAAUCACUGCCAACCACAAUCAUAGUCAUAUGCAUAUACCAUUAGCUUUCGCCCACAAGCCCGUAAUUACGACUUUAAAGCCGGUAGAGGAGGCAGAAGGACCUUACAUGAAGAUGGACGGCGGCAUGAUGGAGGAUUGGACGCAUUCGAAAGCGAGUCCGAAGCAAGUGUCAUCUCCCAUGCAAGAGGAUACUUGUCAAACGAAUGGCCCGCCAGGUAGCACGAGAACGGCACCGGUAGAUCUACCGCAACCGAGGCGGCCUCCGGAGGGAUACGUCGAGAUGUCUUUUAAAGCGCGACCGAGCUUGGAACAGGACUACAUAAAUAUGAGCAUGGGCGUGAACAAUCGGAACAACCGUAAAACGCGAACGGCCAGCCAUAAGGACAAAUCGCGGUCGCAACCGAUCGCGAUCCAGGCGGGCGGCAAGCCGUCCAAGACACCUAGCUUUUUACCUCUGAACGUAAGUCCGACGUCCGAGAGCCUGGUGAGCACGCCCGCCUCUCCGCCGCGAACAACGCCCACGGGCUCUUCGGCCACGAUCUUCCCCUUCUCGCUCAAUAGCCCGCAGUCGCCGGUAAAACCGUUUACGAAUCAGAAGAAAAGCAAUGACGUCGUCAACGACGACGUCGACGACGACGUCGACGACGACGUCGAUGACGACGACAACGAGGAGGAAGAGGAGGAGGAGGAGAUGAUCGAGAACGACAUCGACGUAAACAUCUCUAAACGGAACGAGAACAAUGACUACGCGGUGAUGGAACCUAAGAGGAUUCGCGCACCAUGUUCCAUCCCGCGGACGACGGAAACGAACGACCUCUUGUCGAAAACGAGUAAACGAGAAAACGAGAAGCUAUCCAAUCCCGUGAACAGGAACAUCACGCGGCUCGCGUCGAACAGCUUGUCCACGCAGGAGCGAGGUAGAUCCGUUAACCUGAUAACUCCGUUAACGAAGAAAUUCUCGGAUCUCACGAUAUCGAAACCGCGUCUCGUCACGGCCUCACCGAACACCAGCCCCACUCUGACGGGUUUCAAGCCAUCGGUCGUGCAACAUCCGAAAUCGUCGUCACCCAAGUUCAUCGACGAGACUCCCACGUCCACGCCCACGUCUACCCCAACACCUACACCGAGUCCGCUGGACAGCGAAGGUUACGAGAAGCUGCAGCCGGGCGCGACGAUCUUGCAUUACGCUAGUCUAGAUUUGCCGGAGCUCGGUAAUCCGGCACCUGUGUCGCCGGCAUCAACGCAGGAGGGUUUUACGUAUGCCGAGAUCGACUUUGCCAGACUCAAACGGAACUAGAAUGCAUCGUCCUCCCGAAUUCCCUUGAUGCGAGUGCGUGCCAAGUGAUCGUCGGCACGAGAUGCCCCUUACGUCCCUCCGCAUGUCCCGCGCGAUUAGGGUAAACGAGCACAGGCAGGGUAUAAAUCAAUCAGAUUCUGACAUUGAUUCUCGGCUGGUUCAACGAGCAAUGCGCCGAUGUAGCAGGCACUGUACAUUACCCCCUACGAUUCGUUUCUUUAUUUGAACCUGACGACCCAUUCGGCCCGUCGGCCGAUCUCUCUGGGGCAUGUACGUAUUGGCAGACUCAUUUUUUCAAUCGUUUCGAGAGGAAGCAUCGCUGGAACAGUCCUAGUAGUAUCGCAUUAAUAUCUGCAUUAACACUGUAUUUUAUCGGAAUGAUGUGAAGUUCUUUUAUAUAGACGAAAGAUGCUUUUUCUGCCGAUUUCAAAGGAAAAUUUCAAAUCCGGAUAAGGUUUAGUAGAGAAGCGAUAUACGUAAAUGUUAUUUUUUAUUCAGUUUAAUAUAUUUGUAUAAUUGGAUUACGUUACAUUAGAGAGGGAGGGAGGGAGAGAGAGAGAGAAAGAAGAAAUUCCUCGAUAUGUUUACCUAGAUAUAUAUAUAUAUACACACACACACACACAUACAUAUAUAUAUUUACCUAGUUAAGCAAGGACUGCUUGUAAAAAUGUAUAAAUGCUUUAAAUUUUAAUUUUGUUAAUAGACUUGUGCGCGUGUUACCUUUAUCAAAAUUUCUUAUAUCUUGUAUUAUAUAUCUCAGAUGCUGAUAAGCCAAAUGUGUAUAAGUCAAUUUCUUGUUUUUUCUUUUACGUCUUUACGACACACCACACACGCACACGCAUAUGCAAUGACAGGAUUUAUUUAUAUCGAUUUUCGGACAAUGUUUUUAAAUGAGAUCAAUUCCACUUCUUUUCGUAAUAUAGUACAUGUACAAAUUUGAACAAUGUAUCUUUUAUCAUGCGCGCAUUUCGUAUAAAUUUUAUUAAACUGGAUUCACUCGAGAUUUGCGUACUACGUGUCGCGUUUGUACAAAGAAUGUAAACUCGUGAGCCUGAUAUAUAAGAUGCAGCUUCCACAUUUUCAAGAUUCUCGUCAUUUUGUAAAAUUUUUCGUCAUUGAAUGCGCGAAUACUCGAUUCCCAGAUUACGGAAUCUGCUUCAAUUCGUGGGAGGAAUCGCCAAAUCCGUGGACCGAUGAAAUGGAUUUGUAAUUUUGGUAUUUUGAAAAUCGUUCCACGAAUCUACCGUCACGCGCAUUCCCGACGACGAUUCGCGUCUCACAAUAUUUUUUUUGCGAAAACUGAUAAACGCCUCUAUGACGGCAAGGCAAAAAAAGAAACAUACUGUUAGACACGUUGCGACUAAACCCCACGUUGACAUCGGUGUACUAAAGACGUUUCAGUGAAACUGAAUAUAUCGCAGAUGAGCUUUAGGAGUAUCUCGUAGGAAUAUUUCGUAGGUGGUGUGUAACGCUACCAGAAAACUAAGUACUGAAAGAGAAACGCGUGAAAGAGUUGUCUUUGUAACGUUGCUGCGGUUUGGAUGAUAUUCUGCUGAGCGGUAUAUCAACGGAAUGUCGUUGGCGCUUUUCCGGACGCAGAAUUUCAUUCGAAUCUGUUUCUCCUCGCAAAGAAACGUUAGCUCGACAUUUCAUAAGGUGCGUAUCGCAGACAAAAUAGAUGUUCCGUAUAAUGCGAUAUACAUGUGCUAUAUCAUGCUUUUCGUAUAAAUUAUCAAGGAUCCUAAAAGAGAGCUAAUUGUAUACACGAAACAGUGAGUCGCGCGAGCGUACACGUGUAUGCAUAUUCGUCUUGCGGGAUAUCCUGGUGAAAAACGGUACAACUGACAAUGUGCCGGAACACGCAGUACGAAGAGAGAUUUAUUUGUUGAAAAAAAA
Messenger RNA from Ooceraea biroi (clonal raider ant), 9273 nucleotides. RefSeq names its product insulin receptor substrate 1 chico (gene chico). Lineage: Eukaryota; Metazoa; Arthropoda; Insecta; Hymenoptera; Formicidae. Gene Ontology annotation, cellular component: cytosol; plasma membrane. The record is from RefSeq and is a predicted model, not a curated record. Gene Ontology annotation, molecular function: phosphatidylinositol 3-kinase binding; insulin receptor binding. Gene Ontology annotation, biological process: insulin receptor signaling pathway.